Molecule: messenger RNA, 618 nt
Organism: Aspergillus pseudoviridinutans
Lineage: Eukaryota; Fungi; Ascomycota; Eurotiomycetes; Eurotiales; Aspergillaceae
Product: GNAT family N-acetyltransferase
Exons: 2
Coding region: 1-618 (205 amino acids)
Molecular function (GO): acyltransferase activity, transferring groups other than amino-acyl groups
Source: RefSeq, a predicted model, not a curated record
AUGACAAUGUCCAUCCAAAUCAGAGAAGCCACUCAGGAUGACAUCUCUCAAAUCCACGCUAUCUACAGCUUCUACGUGCGCGAGUCAGUCGCCACAUUCCUUCGGCAUCCCCCUCCCCUGGAAUCCCUUAUCGCCUCUUUCCGAGACAUUCAGUCCCGCGGGCUACCGUAUCGCGUAGCAAUCGACGCAACGGGCAAAGUCCUAGGGUACAGCUACCUCACCCCGUUCAAUGGCACACGGAUGGCAUACGCGCCGACUGUCGAGCUAUCCCUGUACAUUGACCCAGAAUAUACAGCGAAAGGCGUAGGGAGCCGUCUACUCUCGUCCAUUCUGGAGUCUGUCGAGUCAGAAGCGGGGGUUUGGCACCGUGCGCGGGAACACACGGAGUACGAAUCGCAUGUCCAGGUUAUUCCAGAGGACGAGGGUCGAGUGCGUAGUAUUAUCGCCUGUAUGUCGGUUGACACUACCGGGAAGGAGAAUGGCGAGGGUUUGCGAAAGUGGUAUGAACAACGCGGGUUUGUGGAGAGAGGGCGACUGAAGAAUGUGGGAUAUAAAAAUGGGCGAUGGAUUGAUACCGUCUAUCUGCAGUACAGUGUUUGUAGCGAUGAUAACCUCUAA